AUGGCGCCAAAACAAGAUGACAUCGAACUUGGGUUCAUUGAUCAUCCUGAUCAACAGUCUGCUAAUGAAAGAGAGCUGCAGCAAUACAGCAAGGGCUAUCAAGUACGCUUAUAUAGAGCGGCUCUAUGUGGUGAUUGGGAGGUCGCAAAGAAAAUCCAUGAUAAACAUGAAAAUUGUUUUAUAGAGGUAAUUUCGAGAAAUGGAGAUACUGCUUUGCACAUAGCAGCAGAAGGCGGACGCUGUCAUUUUGUUAAGGAACUACUACGAGUAUCCCAAAUUACUGCUACGCAGUUGGAGUUGCAAAAUAAAUUUGGUAAUACUGCUUUCUGUUUGGCUGCUGCUUCUGGUGUGGUUGAGAUUGUGGAGGAAAUGGAACGACGAAAUCCAGAGCUGCGAAACAUUCCUGGGAAUAAGGGCAUGAAACCUGUUCUAAUAGCCGCUCUACUAGGUCAUGGGGCGAUGGUUAAGCAUCUCAUGCCUCGUUGCUUUGAUCUAUUGUCGCAUAAGGAACGCAUUGAUCUACUUAUUGGCACAAUCAACACCGAUUUAUUUGGUACUUAAACCCUUUGUACGCAUAAUAUAUUGAUAGAGUAUAAAACAUAAGCUGAAUGGUUGAGGCCCAGAAAUAUGUUUUAUACUCUAUCACAUACAAUUGAUACAAGAACAUAUAUAUUCCCUCCUUUUUAAAUACUUGCUCCACUUUUCAUUUUCGGCC
Molecule: messenger RNA, 715 nt
Organism: Chenopodium quinoa (quinoa)
Lineage: Eukaryota; Viridiplantae; Streptophyta; Magnoliopsida; Caryophyllales; Amaranthaceae
Exons: 2
Coding region: 1-561 (186 amino acids)
Molecular function (GO): protein binding
Source: RefSeq, a predicted model, not a curated record